GUCCCUUCAGCUGCUAUUGAAGGGAGAAGACCCACAUCCACGCGUACACCUGGAGUCUUUUAACGAAUAUCUCACCCUGUCCCCGGGAUUAAUGGGGGAAACCAAGACCUGAAGGGGCUCGGCCAUCUCCACCAGUUCUCACUGCAGCCGUGGCAGCAACAACUUUGAUAUCAACAAUGAAGCAAUGAUAUCUGAGAACAAAGGAGCAUCUGCCAAUGAACUGUCAUCACAAUUUCAAGCGACUAUAUAAGCAGAAACAAGCUUCAGCAGACCUAUGUGUCAGCGAGUAUAGGGAGAAUGCUUUCUUCUGAUGCUAUUUAUGUCGAAGCAGUUUUAAUAUAGAUCAUUUAAAUUAUAUCUAUAUCAAAUUAAGUAAAAAUGAGUGAAGCCCCCAGAUUCUUUGUUGGUCCUGAAGAUACAGAAAUAAACCCUGGAAAUUAUCGACGUUUCUUCCACCAUGCAGAUGAAGAUGAUGAGGAGGAGGAUGAGUCUCCACCGGAAAGGCAGAUUGUGGUUGGAAUAUGUUCCAUGGCAAAGAAAUCCAAAUCCAAACCAAUGAAGGAAAUUCUUGAACGGAUCUCCUUAUUUAAAUAUAUCACAGUAGUAGUAUUUGAAGAGGAAGUUAUUUUAAAUGAACCAGUGGAAAAUUGGCCUUUGUGUGAUUGUCUUAUUUCUUUCCAUUCUAAAGGAUUUCCACUGGACAAAGCAGUUGCCUAUGCAAAACUCAGGAAUCCAUUUGUAAUCAAUGACUUGAAUAUGCAGUAUCUCAUACAAGAUAGGAGAGAAGUAUAUAGUAUUCUUCAAGCUGAAGGUAUUUUACUUCCUCGAUACGCGAUUUUGAACCGUGACCCAAAUAAUCCCAAAGAAUGUAAUCUGAUUGAAGGGGAAGAUCAUGUUGAAGUAAAUGGGGAAGUUUUCCAAAAGCCAUUUGUAGAAAAGCCAGUCAGUGCAGAAGAUCACAAUGUUUACAUUUAUUAUCCAACCUCUGCUGGUGGUGGAAGUCAAAGACUCUUUAGAAAGAUUGGCAGUAGAAGUAGUGUUUAUUCCCCAGAAAGCAACGUACGAAAAACAGGCUCAUAUAUAUAUGAAGAGUUUAUGCCCACAGAUGGUACUGAUGUUAAGGUUUAUACAGUGGGUCCAGAUUAUGCCCAUGCUGAAGCUCGAAAAUCUCCAGCACUUGAUGGUAAGGUGGAACGAGAUAGUGAAGGAAAAGAAGUAAGAUACCCUGUCAUUCUCAAUGCACGAGAGAAAUUAAUUGCCUGGAAAGUCUGCCUUGCUUUUAAGCAAACAGUUUGUGGCUUUGAUUUGUUACGGGCCAAUGGACAGUCUUAUGUCUGUGAUGUCAAUGGCUUCAGUUUUGUGAAAAAUUCCAUGAAGUAUUAUGAUGAUUGUGCAAAAAUACUUGGAAAUACUGUAAUGCGAGAGCUCGCUCCACAAUUUCAUAUCCCCUGGUCAAUACCCUUAGAAGCUGAAGAUAUCCCAAUUGUACCAACUACAUCUGGAACUAUGAUGGAACUUAGAUGUGUCAUAGCUGUCAUACGUCAUGGGGAUCGAACACCAAAACAAAAAAUGAAAAUGGAAGUGAGGCAUCAAAAAUUUUUUGAUCUUUUUGAAAAGUGUGAUGGAUAUAAAUCAGGAAAAUUAAAACUCAAAAAGCCAAAACAAUUACAGGAAGUGCUGGAUAUUGCACGGCAACUUCUUAUGGAGCUAGGGCAAAAUAAUGAUUCUGAAAUUGAAGAAAAUAAGCCAAAACUUGAACAACUGAAGACCGUAUUAGAGAUGUAUGGCCAUUUUUCUGGAAUAAAUCGUAAAGUCCAGUUGACCUAUCUGCCUCAUGGUUGUCCUAAAACAUCUAGUGAAGAGGAAGACAGCCGAAGAGAAGAACCAUCCUUACUUUUGGUUCUAAAAUGGGGAGGAGAAUUAACCCCUGCAGGCAGAGUGCAGGCUGAAGAACUUGGAAGAGCUUUCAGGUGUAUGUAUCCUGGAGGUCAAGGAGAUUAUGCAGGAUUUCCUGGUUGUGGUUUACUUAGAUUACAUAGCACCUACCGACAUGACCUCAAAAUAUAUGCCUCUGAUGAAGGACGAGUCCAGAUGACUGCAGCUGCUUUUGCAAAGGGGCUAUUAGCUCUAGAAGGAGAGCUCACACCCAUUCUUGUUCAGAUGGUGAAAAGUGCAAAUAUGAAUGGUCUUUUGGAUAGUGAUAGUGACUCUUUGAGCAGUUGUCAGCAACGUGUGAAGGCAAGGCUUCAUGAAAUACUUCAGAAAGACCGAGAAUUUACUUCUGAAGAUUAUGAAAAGCUUACUCCAUCUGGAAGCAUUUCUCUUAUCAAAUCAAUGCAUUUAAUUAAAAAUCCUGUGAAGACCUGUGAUAAAGUUUAUUCCUUGAUUCAGAGUUUGACUUCUCAAAUCAGACAUCGAAUGGAAGAUCCCAAAUCAUCAGAUAUCCAGCUUUACCAUAGUGAAACAUUGGAGCUUAUGCUACGUAGAUGGUCCAAAUUGGAGAAAGACUUUAAAACAAAAAAUGGAAGAUAUGAUAUUAGUAAAAUUCCUGACAUAUAUGACUGUAUAAAAUAUGACGUCCAGCAUAAUGGUUCCUUGAAAUUAGAAAACACAAUGGAAUUAUAUAGACUUUCGAAGGCAUUAGCAGAUAUUGUUAUCCCUCAGGAAUAUGGUAUUACUAAAGCUGAAAAACUGGAGAUUGCCAAAGGCUACUGUACUCCUUUAGUUAGAAAAAUUCGCUCAGAUCUUCAGAGGACACAAGAUGAUGACACUGUAAAUAAGCUCCAUCCUGUGUAUUCCAGAGGUGUUCUGUCUCCUGAACGUCAUGUCCGUACCAGAUUAUAUUUUACCAGUGAAAGUCAUGUACAUUCAUUGCUAUCUAUUCUUCGCUAUGGUGCCUUAUGCGAUGAAUCAAAGGAUGAACAGUGGAAACGAGCUAUGGAUUAUUUAAACGUUGUCAAUGAACUCAACUACAUGACUCAGAUUGUUAUCAUGCUUUAUGAAGAUCCUAACAAGGAUCUUUCAUCAGAGGAACGCUUUCAUGUUGAAUUACACUUCAGUCCAGGAGCCAAAGGCUGUGAAGAAGACAAAAAUUUACCAUCUGGCUAUGGAUAUAGACCAGCUUCCAGAGAGAAUGAAGGCAGGAGAUCUUUUAAAAUUGACAAUGACGAUGAACCUCAUACUUGUAAAAAAGAUGAGACUGAUCGAGCUGUGAUAUUGUUUAAACCAAUGGUAUCGGAGCCAAUUCAUAUACAUAGGAAGUCUCCACUUCCAAGAUCUAGGAAGAUGGCUACAAAUGAAGAAGAGAGCCCCCUGAGUGUGUCUAGCCCAGAGGGUACUGGUACCUGGCUGCAUUAUACCAGUGGUGUGGGUACUGGGCGUCGAAGACGCAGAUCAGGGGAACAAAUCACUUCUUCCCCUGUCUCCCCCAAAUCAUUGGCUUUCACAUCCAGUAUUUUUGGCUCAUGGCAACAGGUUGUAUCAGAAAAUGCCAAUUACCUGCGAACACCAAGAACUCUUGUGGAACAGAAACAGAAUCCUACUGUAGGGUCUCACUGUGCGGGCCUGUUUAGCACCUCGGUGCUCGGGGGUUCUUCAAGUGCACCUAACCUACAGGAUUAUGCUCGUACUCAUCGUAAAAAGCUGACUUCUUCUGGCUGCAUAGAUGACGCCACACGCGGUUCUGCUGUUAAAAGGUUUUCUAUCUCAUUUGCUCGACACCCAACCAAUGAACACCUACACCUCUAUAGGUGCUGGUCCGUUUCCUCUGUGGAAUUUCUAGGCUCCAGUGGCUUUGAAUUGUAUUCUAUGGUGCCAUCUAUUUGUCCUCUAGAAACUCUUCACAAUGCCCUGUCUUUAAAGCAGGUGGAUGACUUUCUUGCUUCCAUUGCUUCUCCAUCAAGUGAAGUUCUACGGAAGACCCCUGAAAUUUCUUCACGUUCCAGUCCAGUAAUGAGAAGAAAAGUAUCUUUAAAUACAUAUACACCUGCAAAGAUCCUUCCAACACCGCCAGCUACCUUAAAGAGUACGAAAGCAAGCAGCAAACCAGCUACCAGUGGACCUUCUAGUGCAGUUGUUCCUAGUACCUCAACUCGGAGAAAGAGUAUAACUAGCAAAACAGAAGUGCAUGAACACAAAAAAAACACCGGGAAAAAGAAAUGAAAUCUUCUCAGCAGAAGCUGGAACAACUUAUAAAAAUCACAUGUUCAGUAGAAAAAGAUACAUAAUAAACCUUGACUCAAAACUGUCAGAGCAAGUAAUUUAUGUUUUUCCUUAUACAUGUCUGUAUUCACUUAUUAAAUGUAGGGGAUUCUUUGUAUAUAUUAGGUAAGGAACUUUUGUCACGAUCGAAAAAUGUUUAAGGCAAUGUUUAUUAGCAUUCUGUGAGUAACACAACCUAUGGUGAUAAAGGUCUGUUGUUGUUAAUAUGUUUACCAUGUACCUAUUGUAAAGAUAAGGAACAUAAAAGCCCAGCUGACCUGUACCAAAGUCACACCAGUAGUGCUGUGUAUUGCAGAGUCUGAUGAGGUGGCCUCUGUAUACACUUUUAUUUUCAUGGGAUUGAAUCUUAACUGUAAAAGCCUUUAGCUUGUGUUGAAAUUUGACAGACAUGUUUACAUAUUGGGUACUUUUUAAAAAGUAUAUUUCCAAAGAAAUUUCAU
Molecule: messenger RNA, 4661 nt
Organism: Cynocephalus volans (Philippine flying lemur)
Lineage: Eukaryota; Metazoa; Chordata; Mammalia; Dermoptera; Cynocephalidae
Gene: PPIP5K2
Product: diphosphoinositol pentakisphosphate kinase 2
Exons: 32
Coding region: 379-4161 (1260 amino acids)
Biological process (GO): inositol phosphate biosynthetic process; inositol metabolic process
Cellular component (GO): cytosol
Molecular function (GO): 5-diphosphoinositol pentakisphosphate 1-kinase activity; diphosphoinositol pentakisphosphate kinase activity; inositol hexakisphosphate kinase activity
Source: RefSeq, a predicted model, not a curated record